CGGGUCCGAGCGGCCAACGGGCUCGGCCGGGGCGGGACGUCACUUCUGGCGGCGCCGAAUGAAAUGGCGAGCGGUGGCGGCGGCGGCGGCGGCGGCGGCGCGGGGAAGAUGGCGGACAAGGAGAAGAAGAAGAAGGAGAGCAUCUUGGACCUCUCCAAGUACAUCGACAAGACCAUCCGGGUGAAGUUCCAGGGCGGGCGGGAAGCAAGUGGUGUCUUGAAAGGCUUUGACCCUCUUCUGAACCUCGUGCUGGACGGUACCAUUGAGUACAUGCGAGAUCCAGAUGACCAAUUCAAACUGACAGAAGACACACGUCAGCUGGGACUCGUGGUUUGCAGGGGGACUUCUGUGGUUCUUAUCUGUCCACAGGAUGGAAUGGAAGCUAUUCCAAACCCUUUCAUUCAGCAACAAGAUGGUUAAUGCUUUCUUUGGAUUGUCUCUGAAGGCUUCAAGGGUGCAAGUCAUUGGAGAAAACUAUCAGUGUGUGAGAAGCUUCCUGUUUUGGGGAGGGAGUUUGAAUGUCUAUUUGUUAGUGUGAAAAAACAGUCAGCUUUUAUUUUUGUGGCUCUCCAUAAAUUAUGUGAGGAUGGGGCAUGCAAGAAGUAAGUUCUGGUUUCCCCCCACCAGCCCCAAAUGAGUGUGUAACUACAUUGUUUAGAGCUGACAGGAGAGAACAAACUGUCAUUAAUUGUCUGAGACCCUCUUGAUCUUGUGAGUUUUGAAACAAACCCAUUAAAUUAGUUAAGAAUGCCCUAAAUAUUGGUUAUAUUCUUUACAUUUUUAAAUACAUUAAAUUGUAUUUAAUCUAAAUCAAAGCCUAAAUACAUUAAAACAUGUUUUUCUUCCUCUUAGAUGUCAGUACUCAGCUGGGAAGCAUUGUGCUGUAUUCUUCCUGCUGUUGAGUUCAGUCUCUUUUGUGCAGGGAAAUUACCUUCCUUGUUUAGUACUGUGUCACCACCUUGGCAGGGGAUGUAGCCAAGAAGGUCUUUUCCAGCACUUGUUCCAGGUCUGGUGCACUGUGAUCUGUGUGUCAGCUGGCUCACACAUUCCUUACAGAAGGACUGGACUAACUUGUGGGAUGAUUCUUUGUUGAGUAACUUGAACCUUAUAGAGGUAUCUGUUUGAUACUUGGAAUUUUGGGGGAAGAAUAUUUAAAAUUCUGAUGUUCAGUUGUAGGCAGUGCUGGAAAUACUGCAUAUUUUUAUAUUGUAGCUAUCCACUGAUGGUUCUGCUUGUUAUAACUUGAUUUGUAAGUAAACAUUUUUAUUUCUUUUAUACUGCAGAAAAUGCAAGAUUUGAGGAGUUUUGAGUGAAUAAAUACAAAUGAAUCUGUUUCUAAA
Messenger RNA from Pseudopipra pipra, 1340 nucleotides. RefSeq names its product LSM7 homolog, U6 small nuclear RNA and mRNA degradation associated (gene LSM7). Gene Ontology annotation, cellular component: Lsm1-7-Pat1 complex; catalytic step 2 spliceosome; spliceosomal tri-snRNP complex. The transcript has 4 exons. The record is from RefSeq and is a predicted model, not a curated record. Gene Ontology annotation, molecular function: RNA binding. Bases 64 to 420 code for a protein of 118 amino acids. NCBI's taxonomy places the organism in Eukaryota, Metazoa, Chordata, Aves, Passeriformes, Pipridae. Gene Ontology annotation, biological process: nuclear-transcribed mRNA catabolic process; mRNA splicing, via spliceosome.